Messenger RNA from Mesorhabditis belari, 1959 nucleotides. NCBI's taxonomy places the organism in Eukaryota, Metazoa, Nematoda, Chromadorea, Rhabditida, Rhabditidae. The record is from the annotation of a GenBank genome assembly.
AUGUCCCAGCAAAACUACAAAGAUGGUACGGUGAAGAAGCCGAACGUAGGCGAUUGCAUCUAUUUCAUUCGAAAACUUCGUCACUAUGCUUUACGGGCGGAUGAGGCGAUCUUCGAGACCGAAUCCGGUCAACCCGAUCCGAGCGCUCUCGAGAGAAUGCAAGAAGUCACUCGCUUCUACGAGCAAAUCGAAAAUUAUGCUAAACAAUUGCCACCGAAUGUCGCGGGAGCGAUGGAGAAGAUGGAUCUGCUGAAGAGCAUUUAUCAGGAAGAGCAAAACGAUCUGAACACCCACGAGCUUGUCGAGAGUUUCAUCGACACAACCAAUUGGACCGAAUGCAUAUUUACUCGUUACGUGUAUCUCACCGAGUUUCACCGCUAUCGACCGUACAGUCGAAAAACGACGGCGAUGAUCCCGAAACAUUUGCCGUAUUCGAAUUGGGGAGCCGAGGAUGCGAACAAACAUCCGCAUAAGCUUUUCGAGGCAGCUUUUGCACAGCUUCAACUCGAUUUGAAAAACAUGAAGCCUCGAUCGGGAAUCGUGCCCACAUAUUUGGAACAAAACAGUAUGUCAUCGAUUAUUGAGCUCAAAUUUGGCUUCUUUUGCCCGACACAGAAGAACACGUUCAUCUGCUCACAAAAGAUGUUAUUGGUGGAGGAAUUCGGGUAUUUCGAGAGCCUUCAAUUCAUCGCUCCACACGAGGAAUGGGCGUACAACGAGGAAAUGGGAGAAAAAAGGGUCGAUCUAACCAAGGAAAGCCAAUAUUUAAUUUUCCGAAAGCUCACGAUUCAGGGAAACGUUCAGCUCACUCAUACAAUUCAUCCAUAUUUGACGUCAAAUGCGAUGAAGAACCUCUUCAUGCAAUUGGGCAAAUAUCAAGAAGUUUUUCGGGCACAAUGCAAAUAUUGCAGAAAGCACAUGAAAGAUUUCAUGCCUCCCUACGUCGUCCUUGCUGCAAAGCAGACGCAAUUCGAUUUCGCGCAUGAGACUUAUAAGCUAUUUGGCGAAAAAUUUUCAACCAUCAACAUCUGUUGCAGAAUUGCGAUAUGGCACUUUCUUUCGUGGAUCGUUCAUCCCUCGACUGCGCAUUUUGAUGCUGAAGUGAUUGAUGGAGAGCUUCACUACGUAAAUUUCAUUGGCGGACACGAGAAUUGGCCAAUCGAUGACGACUGCUGGGGAAACAGGGAAUACUUGUUACGUCGUAAUUUGAAUCUGAUCUUCACUAAGUUAAAUAUCACUUAUGAGAGUCGCUACCACGUCUACAAAUCACUUACGAUUCGUGCAAAUGAGCUGCUUAACAAAUUGUCCGAUUCAUCCUUCUCGACGAAUCCAAACGACAUGGCUAAGAUGAACUAUACAUUAGCAAAGUUUGGGGACGUUUUUUACAAUACGUGCACUGGUUGCCAGAAAGCAGACAGAAAUCGCGAUUGGGAAGAUUGUCUGCAGCAAGUGAUCGCGUUCGACUCAGUUGAAGAUUUUUGGUCGCUGUUCUACAACAUUGCCGCGCCAUCAUCACUCAAUUGGGGCUCUGACUACUAUCUUUUUAAAGAGGGUAUUCGUCCAAUGUGGGAGGAUAAGCAAAACCAUAAAAGGAAACAAUUCCUCGACGAUUACUGGCUCGAGCUUCUGAUGGCGAUUGUUGGCGAGCAAUUUGGCGACUAUGGAGACCACAUCUGUGGGGCGGUUUUGAAUGUACGCAACAAGGGUGACAAGAUAUCACUAUGGACACAUGAUGCUUCUCAGGAUUCGGUGAACAGUCAAAUUGGCAAAAUUUUCAAAGCUAAGAUGAAUGUGCCUGACGAGGAAAUUAUCAAAUACGAAGUGCACAAAGAUGCUAGCAAAAGGGCGUCAUCGAUUGUUAAGCCUCGGAUAACAAUUCAGGGAGAAUCUAUCGUCUUCGAGCACAACAACGAUCAGCACAAACCACAGCCAACUGCAGCAACCGUUGAAACAAAAGGA